This is a messenger RNA of Cuscuta campestris, 972 nucleotides long. Lineage: Eukaryota; Viridiplantae; Streptophyta; Magnoliopsida; Solanales; Convolvulaceae. The record is from the annotation of a GenBank genome assembly.
AAGUCAUUAUGUUUUAGUCAUAUGUGCAAAUUUUACUUUUUUUCUAAUCCUCGAUCCCUAACAUCCGCUAUAAAUAAACCGAAGAAAGAAAUUCAACCCCCAAAAAAAGAAAUCUCGUCCCCAAAAAAUCCUCAAUCCCUAACUUACAAACGCCGCCGCCGCCGCCGUCGAAAUGCCGACGCCGAAGGAACUCAUCGAACUGAACCGGGGGAGCUCCGAGGUACACACCGACCCGGAGGUGUGCAAGCAGAAGACGCUGGAGCUGCUCCGGGAGAUCAACAUGCCGUCGGGACUCCUCCCGCUGAAAGACAUCGUCGAGGUCGGCCGGAACCGGGAGAACGGCUUCGUCUGGCUGCAACAGAAGAAGGAGACCUACCACGAGUUCAAGAAGAUCGGGAAGAAGGUGUGGUACGACUCCGUGGUCACCGCCACCGUCGAGGACCGCCGGAUGAAGGACGUCUCCGGCGUCAAAUCCAAGGAGUUCCUCCUCUGGGUCGCCCUCUCCCUCAUCACCGUCUCCAAAAAAGACGCCGAGAAAAUCGUCUUUGCCACUCCGGCGGGGCUGGCCAAGUCUUAUGCCGUGUCGGCUUUCGAGGGGGAGGAGGAGGAGAAGAAAGAAGAAGAAGAAAUCAAGAAUUGAACUAGUGGGGCAAAUUAGGGAAUAAAAUAAAUCUCAACCGUGCUACAGUGUUUCCGCCGUUGGCACGCGGCGUCCGCCGCCGUCUUUUUUAGCCUUCCCAAUUUCCCACUUUAUUUUCAUCUUGUUCUGUUUCUUUUCUCUUCUUUUUUUUUCUUCAGAAAAUUAAGUUUAAGGGGCGUGUUAGAGAUACAGCCAAACACUCUCAGCUUCUAAAAGUUAAUGUAUUGUACUCUUGUGGUUCACUUCUUGAUUAAUGCUAAGUACUACCUCCCUCCUAGAGUAUUUGUCCACUUUCAUUUUUACAUACCAUCCAAUACACUUCUUUAAUCCAU